Adineta ricciae is the source of this 1860-nucleotide messenger RNA. The record is from the annotation of a GenBank genome assembly. Lineage: Eukaryota; Metazoa; Rotifera; Eurotatoria; Adinetida; Adinetidae.
AUGUCAAAUCAAUUUGAACGGAGACCACUACAUGAUGAUUUGAUCGACGAUAUUAUUGAACAUCAAACAGUUCCACAGUCGAACAAAUCAUCGUAUUUUCUCGACAGCGCGAAAACCACGCAAAAUCGAACGCAUGAAAGUCUUCCAACAGUGUUCAAUCGACCGAAAUUCGAUCCAAGUGAACAUUCAUUUAUACCUGUAAAAGCUGAGCGACCGCAAAUUGCCGCAUCAACAUCGCGCAUUCAACCCUCAUCGAUUCUGAUGAGUAACGAUGAACGACGAAAAGAAAUUGAUCGCAUUAUCCAACAUUUAUACAAUGGGAAAUUAUUAACCAAUAACAACGAAGAGUUUUCAGGUUCAGAAUCAUCUGAACCACCAGUACGAAUUCUGACUAAAGAACCAACUGCGACAAAUGUCAUUGUAGUACCUGCAUUGAAAUUUAAUGACGAAAAGAAAUUGAAUGAGUUACCUGCACUUGAUGCCGAUGUUACAUCAUUACAACGCGAACUCAAAGAAAAAGAACUUGAUAUAACACAUUUACAUAAUGAAAUUCAAGAAUUACAACUUGAAAAUAAGUUACUUAAAGCUAAUGGUAGUGCAUCUGUUUAUUUAAACAAUAACAAUGAAAGUGAAGUACUUCGACGCGAAAAGGAACUUCUGAAGAAUCGAUUCGAUGAAAUCAAUUUUCAACAAAAGGAGGUUUUCGAGAAAAAACUAAAAUCAGUGGAGAAACAUAUGAUGAUGUUAGCAAAUGAAAAUGAUAUUCUAAAACAAAAUUCUCAUCAAUCGGAACGAGUUAUUUUACAAUUAAGACGAGAAAAUGAAGAAUUACAGCAAAAAGUAACUGAAGCAAAGAAACGAAAUGAUGAACUGUUCUAUCAAGAAUUUCACUCAUUGAGAAACAAUCUGAAAGUGUUGAAAGAACGAAACAACGAAUUAUUCCAGGAAAAUUUACGUUUACAGCAAGGUCAAACAUCGUCCAUUACUAUCCCGCAUUCAACAAUUCACGAUCAACAACAAAUUCCUCCAAACAAAGUUCCCAAUGUCGAUUCGAAGCCUUGCAAAUCGUUGACAGACGAAAGUCCUUACAUGUCCGAAGGAAGUGAAUCCACAAAUUAUUUGACCACUGUCAGUGUUGAUCGUUACAAUCCUCGAUCAGUAGCAUCGGUCUAUCAUUCGGCAAAGAUUGAGGGAAACAAUCAACACCGUACAACGAGAUACAACGCAUUGAAUAAACGUGACGAUAUUAUUAAUACAAAUAUAACCUCAAUUCCUUUAUCGAAAUCUUUCGAUCAACCAUUGCAUUUUCGCUCAUCAAAGUCGAAACGUAUAGCUGAUUGGAAUGAACAACUUCAUUCAACGAACGACGCUUUCUAUCACCGAGACACAACUAUUUACAAUGAUGAACAUCCAACCAGAGACGAUCCGGAAGUGUCAGCACAAGUUUUUCAAUCAUGUUUUGCCACACAUCGAAAUCUCGUCUCGAAAAAAGAACCACAAUCCUUUUCUCGCAGUUCAUUCAAUACGAAUGUGACUAGUACAUUUUCAGAUCGUGCACCACCUCGAGUAAAUACUAUCAUUACUAGUCCGAAACGUCCGUAUGCACCAUUAUCAAUCAGUGACAUUCACGUGGGUGAUAUAGUGAAAUUCUCUAGACAAGGUGGUAAAGUAAGUAAGGGAGCAGUGAAAUAUAUCGGUUCGUUACCUGGUAAAAAUGAUCAAUAUCUCGGAUUAGAAUUAGACAACGAAGAAAGCAAACAUGAUGGCGUUUACCAAGAUCAACGAAUCUUUCAAUGUAAGCAAAAUAAAGGAGUGUUCGUUGGAUUCAACAAAGUGAUUAUGGCAUGGAGCGAACAGUAG